Molecule: messenger RNA, 1002 nt
Organism: Ostreococcus tauri
Lineage: Eukaryota; Viridiplantae; Chlorophyta; Mamiellophyceae; Mamiellales; Bathycoccaceae
Product: Thiosulphate sulfurtransferase, conserved site
Exons: 1
Coding region: 1-1002 (333 amino acids)
Biological process (GO): transsulfuration
Cellular component (GO): mitochondrion
Molecular function (GO): thiosulfate-cyanide sulfurtransferase activity
Source: RefSeq, a predicted model, not a curated record
AUGGAGGCGCGACGAACGUCGAGCGAUGAUGGUCGCGCGAGUGCGGGUGACGAUGAUGAUUUCGUCGAGACGUUUCGAUCGAAUCGCGCGUUGAUCUCGUGCGCGUUCGCUCGGGAACACGCCGAUGGACUCACGUUCGUCGACGCGUCGUGGCACAUGCCGGACGCGAAGAGAAGCGGACGAGGGGAGUACAUGAAGAGCAGAUUGCGCCCGGAGACGCGGUUCUUGGACGUGGACGCGGUGAGCGAUCGAGACGCGCGCGCGCCGCAUCAGUUACCGGCACCGGAGGCGUUCGAGGCCGCGAUGGAGGCGCUACGAUUGAAAAGAAGCGACAAUAUCGUGGUGUACGACCGAAACGGUAUGUUCAGCGCGGCUCGGGCGUGGUGGAUGUUUCGCGCGCACGGGUGGGACAACGUGCGCGUGCUCGACGGCGGCGCCCCGGCGUGGCGAGCCGCGGGGUACGACGAGGACGAGAGCGCGAAGGGAGAGGAAGAAAUUCUCGCGCACAUCGAUGCGUGCGCGGCGGCCAUGCGCACGCGGCGCGAAAACGAGGGUGAGGCGAAGAGCACAGAUUUCAAGGGAACGCGCGAGGAACUGGUGAAGACCAAAGCGGACGUGCUCAAGAAUCUCGACGACCGAUCGUUCCAGGUUGUCGACGCGCGCGGCGCGGCUCGAUUUCGCGGUGAGACGAAGGAACCGCGCGAAGGAGUGCGUUCAGGUCACAUUCCUGGAAGCAGAAAUGUCUUCUUCGGCGAAUUACUCGACGACGAGAAGAAGUUUAAAUCCAUCGACGAAAUGCGGCGCACGUUUGAGGCAAGCGGGCUCGAUCUCAGCGCUGGGGCUAGACCCAUCGUCGCGUCUUGCGGAACUGGCGUCACGGCGUGUAUCGUUGCGCUCGGUUUGCACCGAUGUGGGGUGGAGAACGUCGCCGUGUAUGAUGGUUCGUGGACGGAAUACGGGAUCGAUCCAGAAUGCCCGCUGGCGACGGGACAUCCCGAGUAA